GCUUCUAGCGUUAAUCAGCCUCACUGUUUCCUCUUGUUCCCCGCUUUCCAUUGGCGCCAAUAAAAAGCAGCUUAAUAUCACCAAGCAAGGAAAAGUUAACCAGUAACAAUUUGUUGCAUUCGAAUCAACAUCAACUCUCCUCCUUUUCUCUCCCUUUCUCCCUCUCUUUUUAUUUGUUCUCCCAGUGGUUUUAUUUAUCUUCUUCUCUCAUUCUCUAACCAUCUUAAUCCUUAAUGAUUACAAUUUAACCUUCGACAUUUAAACAAUCAUUCAUUUUUACUGUUAAUUGUUUCAACUGUGCCACUGGAUAAACAAUAUCCCAGUUUAUGUUUUCUUAAUCCAUUGGGAACAAAUUUAAUAUCUUCUAAGGCUUAAGGUUUCGCAAGCUUUUAUGUUUUUAUUCAAUCAAUUUCUUUUCUUUUAAUCCAUUUGUUGUUCAUUUUUGAAAAUUGUGCAUGAUGUUACUCUUAUAACGAAAUAAUUGACCGAAGAAAUGGAAAAACCUCUUGACUUAUAUUAUAAAAAAUCGAUUGGAAAUCGACCCCAACCAAAGAUAUUCGAAUCCACGGUCGAAUCUGAAUGUCUAGAAACUGAUGAUCAGUUUAGAAAAAUUAAUCCAAUUAAUGAUGCAAUCAUAGAAUCAAAUUUAUCACCAUCAACUUCUUGCCUUCCAUGGGCACCAAGGCAAACUACGAAUCCGAUGAUUCCUGCGACAGAUUUAGAUCCAAAAGAAAUUGAGAAAAGAUGUUCAUUGGGAUAUUGGAAGUUACCUAAUUACAUGAUUCGCUAUUAUAAGAGUAAAGGAGUUGAUAAACUUUUCGAGUGGCAGGCUGAAUGUUUAUCCUUGCCUGGUGUUAUUAAGGGUGAAAAUUUAGUUUUUUCUGCUCCAACUUCAGCCGGUAAAACAAUUGUUUCGGACAUUUUAAUGAUGAAAAAAGUAAUAGAAGAAAGGAAAACAAUCGUUAUAUUACCUUUUGUUUCUGUAAGUCGGGAACGGGUUUUAGGACUGAAAACUAUGCUCCGAUCAUCGAAAAUAAUAGUCGGUGGUUUUAUGGGUAAUCAACACACACCCGGAGGAUUAGCUGCAUGUUCAAUAGCUGUUUGCACAAUUGAGAAAGCAAAUAAUUUCAUCAACAAAUUAGUCGAAGAAAAUAACACCGAAAUUAUUGGUUCGAUUAUCGUUGAUGAACUUCAUAUGCUUGGGGAUUCUAGUCGUGGUUAUUACUUGGAACUGUUACUGGCCAAAUUAUUAUAUUUGUCAAAACACAAAGGAAAACAUAUUCAAAUUGUCGGCAUGAGUGCUACAGUUCCCAAUUUAGGCGAAAUCGCUGCAUGGAUGGACGCAAGAUUGUAUAUUACUCAUUUUAGACCUGUUCCAUUGGCAGAGAAAAUCUUAAUAGGCGAUAAAAUUUAUGUUGCUCCUGAUCUAAAAGAAAAUCAUGAUUUACCUGACACUCAUAAUAUGGAUUUCAAUCCCAAAGGACAACGAAGAGAUGUCUCGUUGUUUUGUGCACUCGAAACGCUCCUUGAGGGCAAUGGUGUUCUGAUGUUUUGUCCAACAAAAGCAAAAUGUGAAACCGUAGCUAAAGAGUUUGCAAUAUUGGUUUCAGCUUUGAUGAAAAGUGAUAAUUAUGAAAUCAAGACGAAAUUAACUAGUGUGUUAAAACAACAAGAUGCCACAGAUAUAGUAGAUCAGUUAGCAAGAACUCAGGCUUCUACUGAGCUGCUUUUAUCUAAAAUAAUUCCAUGGGGUGUCGCUUAUCAUCAUGCAGGAUUAUCAAUGGAAGAACGUGAGAUAAUCGAGGAAGGAUUUCGUCGAGGAAUAAUCAAAGUGCUUACGGCAACAUCAACAUUAUCAGCUGGUGUUAAUUUACCAGCUCGUCGAGUUAUCAUCGCAACACCAAUGAACUUCAAAAGUAAAAUGAUGGACAUUAUGACCUACAAACAAAUGGUUGGUCGGGCGGGUAGAAAAGGUAUCGAUGACAGAGGUGAAAGUAUAUUGAUCUGUAAUAGAAACGAAGAGGAAACUGGUAAAGAAUUAGCUACUUGCGCUUUGAAAGAAAUCAAGUCUAAUCUUGUGCAAGCUACAAGUGAAUCUGCAAACAUCAUUACAGAGAGUCUGAAACGUGCCAUUCUCGAAGGUAUCGCAAGUGAAAUGACAAUAAACCAAGAUGAGAUCAAAGAAUAUUUAAAUUCAACUUAUGCAGCUCUACAAAGACCUUUACCUUUCGACCAUGUACUUGAAGUCUUAAAUGAAUUGUCGACCAACAAAUUUAUCGUCUACAAAGCUAAUUCAUACUACGAAUCAACCAAAUUAGGAAAAGCGGUUCUUGCUUCGUCCAUCAGUCCACAACAGGCUCUUUAUUAUGUUUCUGAACUUGAGAAAGCAAGAAAAGCAUUCGUACUUUCCACUGAUCUUCAUGUACUUUUCGAAGUGACUCUUCCUCUUGGUGACAAAGAAAAAGUUAAUUGGAGAAAGUAUUAUGAUAUUUACAUGGAAUUAGAUGAAGACACUCUUCAAGUCGCUAAAAUCGUUGGUAUCAAUCCUGCUUUUCUUCAAAGACGAGCCCUCUCCGAAUCAUCCAAUUAUGAUGCGAGUACUAAAGUUCAUGUGAGAUUUUAUUUCGCUCUCGCUUUAUCGGAAUUAGUUAAAGAAAUGCCGUUGAGAAAAGUUGCUGAGAAAUUUGGUAUUCCUCGAGGUGAAUUACAAUCGAUUCAACAAAAUGCUGCAGCUUUUUCCGGUAUCAUUACGAUGUUUUGUCAACGAUUAGGUUAUACGAAUCUCGAACUGAUUAUUGGCCAAUAUCAGGAUCGACUUCAGUUUGGUGUUCAACGAGAAUUGGUUGAUUUAAUGAGAAUUUCUGUUUUAACUGUUGACAUUGCUCGACAUUUGUACAAAGCUGGUUACACAAUGGUGACCCUAUUAGCUAGAAGUAAACUCGCUCUAGUUGAACGUGCCUUAACAAACUCUGGCCCUUUUAGGAUGGAAAAUGAUUCAGGUUCUGAACAUCGUAAAAUUUGGAUCGGAGGAGUUGCUCGAUUUGUUGGUGAUGCUGAAUUAGCCAAACUAAUAGUUGAAGAAGCUCGGGAAAUUGUUAAUCAGAUCGUUGGUAGUCGAGUGAAUUGGGAUAAUGAUGAAAUGGACACUGGAAGUCAAGAAGUUAAUCAAGCUGAUCACCCAAAUAAAACCAAGUUUUCCAAGAAUAAGAAAAAUAAAUUAGCCGUGAAUAAAAAGAGACCCAUGAAAGCAAAGAACAACAAAGCACAAAGAGUGAAAAACACCAAUUUAGCAAAUCAAAAGCAUCGAGAACGAAUGAUCAUUAAUUAUAAUAAUAAAUCGGAAAGAUCCUCACAAACAAUAAACACUUCCCUUGGUAGUGCUGCAAGUAACAGCAAAGAAAAUAGUUCAAGUUAUACAUCUCUUGAAUUUGAUGCAAUUUAUAUUCCGAACGGAUCAAAAAAUAAUUUAUCUCGUGGAUCAAGUCCAGUGUCGUUAAAUGGUGAUAACGAACCGAUCGGUGCAAAGCGAUCCAAAAGUCCAGUUGAACUUUCAACAAUCGACGGAGCUCUUCAACUCAAGAUGAAAAAAAUUGAAUCAAAUUUUACCGCCUGUUCGCCAGUGAUUAAUUGUGAUCCAGUUGAAAAUAAUUCCCAAUCAAUUUUCUCUUUUCAAGUUGAAGAUCUUACCGAUCCCAUCACGAUGAGUGAACUUUUCACCAAACUAAAAAGUUCAGAAUCAAUCUCACUGAUUGUAGAUUUACAGCCCUACUUAUUUCCUCCAACUCAAAUCGGUACCGAUUCAUUGUCGCAAUCAAACAACAACAAAGAUGUUGAUGGCCUUGAACUGUCUUAUAAUAAGUUAUUACAUUUAACCAAAGUGUCUUUGAGUAUAGAAAGUGGAAAAGUUUAUCGUAUCAUUGGUAAACAAAAUCUCGAAAAAUUUGCCGAAAAAAUUUCAUCAUUUAUUAGAUCAUUAACCAAGCCGGUGACUUUUACUGUUUACGAUCUUUAUCAAACCUACAAAGUGUUCAGAAAAUGUUUCGAUCUUUCCAAGGAAGAGAUGAAAAAUAUCGUUUGGUGGGAUGUCAAGGUCGCUAAAUGGUUACUCGAUCCAGAAUGUACAGAGCCAAGCAAAUGUCUUGAUUUAGUUUUACCUCUAAUAGAAAAUGAGAUUGAUAUUGAUGAUCAUUUUGACGACAACGAAUCACAAUGGGAUAAAAGUUGCAUUUCUGCUGGUUAUCUAUUCAAAUUGAAAGAUGAAUAUGGUCAGAAAUUAAUCAAAAUGAAAUUGAGCACAUAUUUUGCCAAAAUUGAAAUGAAUUUGAUACCAAUUCUGUCCGAAAUGGAAUAUGGAAUCGGUGUAAAUGUAAAACAGUUAACCGACUUACAAUACGAUUGGUCUGAAUUCGAAAGUUCUGUCCAUGCCGAGGGGGAAGAAUUAAUCAACCAAUCAUAUGAUGUUGAUAAAAAGGCCGAAUUGUCGACAAUCCUUUACUCGAAAUUGCAAUUAUUAACAUAUUUGGAUCGUGUUGAGGUACCUGGUAAACUUCGAAUGCCUGCUCCCGCCAAUGCCUCUCGAAAAUUACCUGACCAUUUAAAGACAAAUAAGAAGAUACUCCAUCAACUUGCUGAAUUUCACAAGUUUCCGAAACUAAUUAUUUAUGAGCGUGGAUUAAAUUUCGCAAUUGAAUGUUGUACUAGUAUUCUACAAGAAAUAAGACCUGAUUGUGAAAGUGAUACUUUAAGUCGAGUCUCUGGUAACAGUGUUCACUGGUCAGUCACAGGAAGAGUUCAAAUGACCAAUCCUAACCUACUUAAUCUAUCAAAGCCUUUUAAAGUUGAACUGAAUGGCCAAGAAAAGAUGAUUAAUGUACGAUCCGUUAUCCAAGCAAGAGAAGAUCAUUCUUUCAUAUCAGCUGAUUAUAGUCAAUUAGAACUGAGAAUCUUGGCUCAUUUCUCUCAAGACAAAUUAUUAUUAGCAGCUUUGAACGGAGGUGAAGAUGUUUUCAAAACCAUAGCUAGUCAGUUAAAUGAAAAACCAUUGGACCAAGUUACGGAUGAUGAGCGAUCAGCCGCUAAAAAAGUUUGUUAUGGUAUAAUUUAUGGAAUGGGUAUCAAGGAGCUUGGUAAUCAACUGGGAAUACAUCAUGAAGAAGCGAGAAGUUUCCGGGAAACUUUUCUCAAUAAAUACACCGAACUGAAAGAUUUCAUCGAAACUUGUAAAAAAGAUAUCGAAACCAAAGGUUACGUUGAAACUUUACACAAACGCCGGCGUUACAUUAUCGCCAAAAAAGACAACCCAGGUCACGAAGAAGUAUCCAAAAUCCAAAGGCAAGCGUUAAACACCAAGAUCCAAGGGUCGGCUUCCGAUAUAGCGAAAAUGGCCAUUUGUAAAAUCGAGCGGGAAAUGAAUAAGCGCAACAUCGCAGACAUUUACCUGGUUCUUCAAAUUCACGAUGAACUAGUAUACGAGGUGCACGAUUCGAUUAUCGAAAAAGCCAAAAGUCUAAUUGUUAGAUGCAUGAACGCUUGUGCCAAUGAAUUGUCUGUUGGAAUGUCGGUAAAUGUUAAAAUCGGUAAAAACUGGGGUAAUUUAAUUCCUGUGCCUGCAAAGUCCGUUAAAAAUUAAUCUUUUAAUCAUAAUUCAACUAUACACAAAUCAAAAGGAUCAACAAUAAGGAUCUCUCUCUCUCUCUCUUUUAAUCACAAUCAAUAGAUUGAAAGGAUUUUAUGACAUAAUCAUCAAAUGAAUAUCUUUUUAAAGAAAAGAUCAACUUUUAACCAACAACAAUCAAUUAAAUCAUAGCUUUUAUUUUGUAUCUUUCAUUAGCAUGUCAAAAUUGAUCAUGUUCUUGAUUGAUAAUCAUAUCAUUUAUUAAUCAUGAACCAUUUUAAUCUCAAUCAAUUAAUUGUAAUUGUCUUUAAGACUACUGUCAACCGAUUUACUUCACAUUUCAAUACCAUUGAAAAUGAAUAUCUUUUAAUUUUGUACUAUUAACUGAUUAUGUUUUUUUUUAAUUGUUACACUUCAUCAACUUUUCAUUCAUCUCACAAAAUCAUCAAUCACCAUUGGACAUUUAAUUGUAUUAGUUAAUUUUAACUACGAAUUAAAAAAAAAGAGUUCAAUUUGAACACAAUUGUUAAAACUAA
Molecule: messenger RNA, 6150 nt
Organism: Panonychus citri (citrus red mite)
Lineage: Eukaryota; Metazoa; Arthropoda; Arachnida; Trombidiformes; Tetranychidae
Product: DNA polymerase theta-like
Biological process (GO): DNA-templated DNA replication; double-strand break repair via alternative nonhomologous end joining
Molecular function (GO): ATP binding; DNA binding; DNA-directed DNA polymerase activity
Source: RefSeq, a predicted model, not a curated record